Messenger RNA from Corticium candelabrum, 2339 nucleotides. RefSeq names its product protein DD3-3-like. The record is from RefSeq and is a predicted model, not a curated record. The transcript is spliced from 4 exons. NCBI's taxonomy places the organism in Eukaryota, Metazoa, Porifera, Homoscleromorpha, Homosclerophorida, Plakinidae. Bases 32 to 2167 code for a protein of 711 amino acids.
GACUUAUCUUUCGUCAGCCUUGUGAGUAGCAAUGCGUUGGACGCCCGUUGUUGUCGUGGUCCUGCUGGUGUCAUCAGCUCUCGCUGACUUGUACCUCCACAAUCCAAGAGGAAGCAACAACCGCCUGAAUGAGAGAUCGGCGAACAGACGAAACGGGAAUCGGGUGUUCGACUCGCAGAACAACAACAGAGGAGGUUACAAUGUAGGAGACCGAACAAACAAACCAUUCACACAGGAAAGCGACCAAUAUCCCAUGCAAUAUUUUCAAAGUGGUCCUUACAAACUGUACAAGGGCGCGAGUGAACAGGGCCAGUCCCUGCUCACUGUGGAAUGGACUAACCAACAUGGAUGUGGCGGCAAUGAAGACAGUGACCCACACAAACUCAACUGCAAUUUGGUGUUGCAGUACAUGUGCCAGAAAGACGACACCAGUCUGGACGAAUUCACGAAAAUGAGAGACGGUCUCAACACUAACACACAGAAUCAUAACCGACCAGCCUCUCUGAAGGAAACGAAAUCAGCUUUCCAAAACCGGCGCAACAACAAUGUUCAGCAAGACAGAGUGCUACACGAGAGCUUUGAAUGGUAUGACAAGUGCUACGUUCGUGAGAGAAAUAAAGGUCUCUUUACUGCAGACCAGAAACUCCGUACAAACAACGGCCUCGGCUACAGCUCAGCAAUCUACACUCGACAGAAUCCAAAUGGCAACCGUCGGGGAUACGAAUGUCCAGAAGAGAGAGACUAUUAUCCAUACUGGCACCCAACCGAUUGGGUUGAUAUCGCUAUCUUAGCAGAGAACAAUUCUCUGUGUUCGUACUAUCAGGAGGAAAGCCACAACGUAAAGCCAAAGCACGAAUGCUUUGAAUGGUAUGAGAAUGACGAGAACUGUGACCAACAGACCACCGAAAAGGGAUGUGAUGAUCAAUCUAGUAAAGGUUGUGAGUGGUGGUGGGAAUCAACAGAUCAGGGUCGUUGCCGUGGCCCUAGAAAGUAUUGGUCUCGUUGGAAUAACAAGAAAGACUGUUGGGAUAACGGUGGUCACUGGCUUGCCGUCACCAAAGUUCUCGAAACCCAUUCUUCUUACGCAUCAGAAGCAGCCUGUAAUGCUGCAAGUGGUAAAGCAGCUGUAGGUGGUGUCACCCUAUGGUGGGGACCAAAGAUUGAAAACAAGACAAGCGAAUGUCAUACGGUCCCCGAUGCACCCAAAUGCAGUGAAGCUCCGUGGAGUCGUGUCAAUCAUUUGGGUAAUGGCCGAGAUGCCCAGGCAAACAAUUUUACUUGGGUGCUUCCGUACUAUGCCAUUCCAGAGGAUAAACGUUGUGUCUUCCGAAUGAGAUACAACAUCUCAACCGACGACUACGAUCCCUACAAUACAAAUUCCAGUCACAAUGAUAACCCACAAGGUGGUGUGCGAUCUCCAGUUACUCAAAAUCCAACGAUAUCCAUCGGUUCGGACUCUAACAUCCCUUUGCGAUUGGCUAUCAACACCGCUCAGUUUGGCCGCACGUUCCAAGAUCGUUCUCAUCUCUUCAAGCUUCUAAGUCGUGAAAACCAUAAGGGCAACUUCGAUAGCAAUGACGAUGAACUGAAUAGUGUAAGAAUCUUUAAUCUCAAUGUUCGCGGCAAACGAGGUAACAUCGUGCAGGUCUACCCUUCUGUUGAGUACGACUUUUUCCCAACACAGUUGCAAAUGACUACCAAUGAUGCCGUUCAUAUUCAGUGGACGGGAUCUAAUACUCAUAACAAUGGAGCUCCAGGAGGAGAUGGACAGACAGGAGAUGCUGGCGAAGGAACGGGAGGUACCGACCGUCAUAAUCUUGUACAAAUUGAUGACUCACUCGAAAACUACCCGUUGCCAUUUGAGAAAACGACAAUGUGGAAGGGAGCAAAACCGAUAUACUGUGGCCACGCGUCCGCAUCACAGACAACCGAGAAACAACUUGCGGUCCUCAUGGCGUCAUCCGGUUACUACCAGUGCUUUAAACAAAACGAAUGCGGCAGCGAAUCGGUAGAACAGAAGACAAAGUUGAACAAUCUCUUGAACAACGCUCCCGCUUCGUUCGAGGGCUGCGUCAUGAAAUUUCAGCGUGGCACCUACCACUACAUCUGUUCCCGCAACAACAACUUCACAAACAGAAGCCAGAAAGGCAAACUCGUUGUAGUGUAGUCUAGCGUAACUCGUAAGACCCUGAAUGUAACAUGGAUGUUUAGUUUUGUUUAAGUGGCGUAGUGUUGCUGUGAUGAUAGACUUGGGUUAUAAGUUUCAUAUGUAUACUAGUACCACGGUUCAAUACCAUUGGGAGCUGGACUUCCAAUAAAGUUUAUUUUUGAGUGUACAA